GCGAAAUCAGACUAAUCAUAUUUCGGCCUAUAAAACCAAUCAAACCCUAACACAAUCACGAUAAUCAUUCACAGGUUUCAGUUAACUGCAAUGGUGGCUUGUGUGCCCAAUUUGCACAACAUGUCGUUUACCAUCGUGCUGCUGGCGAGCAUUGUUAUAGUAAGUGCACGACUUAACAAGGGGUUGCUACGGAAAGAACUUGAUAUGCCAUUACCUGCGUAUUGCAUAUUCACCGACGACGACACAACCGACCCCCAGACCCCCAAGGGAACCACUGACCCCAAUGAUCCCAAAGACCCCAAAGAUCCCAAUAAAACCACCACCACACCCAGUCAGACCACAUUGUACACACUCUGCAUGGACGGCCGGUACUUUGACUACAUGCAUCCGGACGUCUACUGGAAGAUAAAGAAACUCUACCGUCGUCCACCGGUUGAGUUACCAGCCAUUGUGAUCACUGUAAACGAAGAUCAAACAAGAACCGUACCGCAAAACAGUCCAUCCAGGGGUGUGAACCCCAACGUUGAUCCAUGGGAGGCACCCUAUAAGUCAAGGCCACGCAGUGAACCCCCAGAGACAGAAUAUGCAGAAUCGCAGUCGCAGUCACAGUCACAGUCAGAGGCGCAAUCGCAGUCGCAUUCGCAGUCACUCUCGCAAUCACAACCGUCAGGUGACGCUGAUUAUGGUGAAGAAAGUGAAGAAACUGCUGAGGAAUACCCGCAGGUUAAUCGCAGGAUGCUACCAGUGUGAGACAUGUACCAAAGCAAAAUAAAAAUCAAAUAAACUUUA
Dalotia coriaria is the source of this 789-nucleotide messenger RNA. RefSeq lists its product as uncharacterized. The record is from RefSeq and is a predicted model, not a curated record. Bases 91 to 750 code for a protein of 219 amino acids. The transcript is spliced from 2 exons. Lineage: Eukaryota; Metazoa; Arthropoda; Insecta; Coleoptera; Staphylinidae.